This is a messenger RNA of Miniopterus natalensis, 2539 nucleotides long. It is a transcript of the gene C13H2orf42, whose product is annotated as chromosome 13 C2orf42 homolog. The record is from RefSeq and is a predicted model, not a curated record. Gene Ontology annotation, cellular component: nucleus. NCBI's taxonomy places the organism in Eukaryota, Metazoa, Chordata, Mammalia, Chiroptera, Miniopteridae.
UCUGGUCUCCUGCUGCUGUGACAGGUUGUUACCCUGAGGGGUCUGUAAAAAGGAAAUUACCCCGCUAUUCCAAAGACUGCCAACAUUUCCACAUAGGGAAUCUUCUUUGUGAAACAUUGGGCAGGAGCUUUGCCAUUGACUGGCCAAGAAGGAAAAUGUAGAAUGUCUGCAUUGUUACACUGUGGAGUCCAAACUUCAGAAGACUUUGAGUUAAGCAGUAACAUUUACUCUGUAAAUGAUUAUGUCUUCGCCUGUCCUCUGUGAUCAUCACAAACUAAUGAAACAUCUUUUUAGGUCUUAUCAAUUUAGGUCACACUGUUUUCUGGAUGCUCUGGCAGCUGAAACAGGGGCCUAUGAAAAAUGGAACCAAACUCUCUGAGGACUAAAGUCCCAGCUUUCUUAUCUGAUUUGGGAAAGGCCACAUUGAGAGGAAUUAGAAAGUGUCCCCGAUGUGGCACAUAUAAUGGAACCCGGGGACUGAGCUGUAAGAACAAGACAUGUGGAACCAUAUUCCGCUAUGGUGCACGGAAGCAGCCUAGUGUUGAAGCUGUCAAAAUCAUAACUGGCUCUGAUCUGCAGGUCUACUCAGUGCGGCAAAGAGACCGGGGCCCUGAUUACCGAUGCUUUGUGGAGCUAGGUGUUUCAGAGACUACAAUCCAGACAGUAGAUGGGACGAUCAUCACUCAGCUGAGCUCUGGACGGUGUUAUGUCCCCGCCUGCCUGAAAGCUUCCACCCAGGGUGUUGUGGAAAACCAAUGCCAGCACAUCAAGUUGGCAGUGAACUGCCAGGCAGAGGCCACCCCUCUGACUCUGAAGAGCUCAGUCCUGAAUGCAAUGCAGGCCUCCUCAGAAACCAAGCAAACCAUCUGGCAGUUGGCCACAGAACCCACAGGUCCCCUUGUACAGAGAAUUACUAAAAACAUUUUGGUGGUGAAAUGCAAGGCAAGCCAGAAGCAUAGUUUGGGGUACUUGCAUACAUCCUUUGUGCAGAAAAUCAGUGCCAAAAGCUUGCCUGAGCGCCGUUUCUUCUGCUCCUGCCAGACUCUGAAAUCGCACAAGUCGAAUGCCUCCAAGGAUGAGGCAGCACAGAGAUGCAUUCAUUUCUUUGCUUGCAUCUGUGCCUUUGCCAGUGAUGAAACAUUGGCUCAGGAAUUCUCAGACUUCCUAAAUUUUGAUUCCAGCGGUCUUAAAGAGAUUAUUGUGCCCCAGUUGGGCUGCCCUUCAGAAUCAACAGUAUCAGCUUGUGAGUCUCCUCCGUCUAAGGCGAAGAAGAGGAAGAAGGAGGAAGUACCUGGUGCACAGAUCAACAGUUCACUGUUGCCUCAAGACACAGUGAGCAGUAAUCUAAGGAAAAGUGGCCUGAAGAAACCUGUGGUUGCUUCUUCAUUAAAAAGGCAGAUCUGCGGUCAGCUGUUAGAUGAGGCACAAGUGACCUUAUCUUUCCAAGACUGGCUGGCCAGUGUCACAGAACGCAUCCAUCAAACCAUGCACUAUCAGUUUGAUGGCAAACCAGAGCCACUGGUGUUCCACAUUCCUCAGUCCUUUUUUGAUGCCCUACAACAGAGAAUAUCUAUUGGAAGUACAAAAAAACGGCUUCCUAAUUCCACCACAGCUUUUGUUCGAAAAGAUGCCUUGCCACUGGGAACCUUUUCCAAGUAUACCUGGCAUAUCACUAAUAUCCUGCAAGUUAAACAAAUCUUAGAUACUCCUGAGAUGCCCUUGGAAAUUACCCGAAGUUUUAUCCAGAACAGGGAUGGGACUUACGAGCUGUUUAAAUGCCCUAAAGUGGAAGUAGAGAGCAUAGCAGAAACCUACGGUCGUAUAGAAAAGCAACCAGUGCUGCGGCCCUUGGAACUAAAAACUUUUCUCAAAGUUGGCAACACUUCCCCAGAUCAAAAGGAGCCAACCCCUUUCAUCAUCGAGUGGAUCCCAGAUAUCCUUCCCCAAUCCAAGAUUGGUGAGCUGCGGAUCAAGUUUGAGUACGGUCACCACCGGAACGGGCAUGUGGCAGAGUACCAAGACCAGCGGCCCCCCUUGGACCAGCCCUUGGAACUGGCCCCUCUGACCACCAUCACUUUCCCUUGAGACAAAACAAGAGUCUUUUGCUGCUAAAUUUGCACAUCCCCACCCCUUGACAACUUUAAAUACUAGUUAGGUACUUAGAUGGUCUGUUCCUUAGUGAACUGCUUUUAGCUAAGAUGCAAUUUCUUAACACAUCCAAGUGAAUUCUGUUGAAGAAAAACUCUCCUUGUAAAUAGCCUUUUUGGUGCUGUGUAUAGUCAUUAUAGAUGGGGUGGUAUUUCUGGCUAGAGUGUUUAAAGGAACAAAAAGAAAACCAGCUCAUUUUCCAUUUUAAAGGAUUCACCUUUAGAGUUUGUUUCAACCUUUGAAGUAGUUAGCAAAACUCCACCUUACACUAACAAUGUUGGAAAGUUAAUAACACCCUUGUUAGGAAGAAUGUUAAGGACCAUCCUGGCAGAGUUCCAGUCAUGCCCUUUUGUUCUAUUAUCAAAUAAAGCACAGUGUCACUAAUUUUUCC